Diaporthe citri is the source of this 3069-nucleotide messenger RNA. RefSeq lists its product as uncharacterized. The transcript has 2 exons. The record is from RefSeq and is a predicted model, not a curated record. Bases 1 to 3069 code for a protein of 1022 amino acids. NCBI's taxonomy places the organism in Eukaryota, Fungi, Ascomycota, Sordariomycetes, Diaporthales, Diaporthaceae.
AUGGCAGCCAGAAGGACGAGGCUGCUGCUAUGGGCCACUACGAUACCACUCCUCGCGGUCAGAGCAACCGAGACAACAGCAGCGUCUUCCACAGAUGGGUUCGAACUUGGAUCCGACCUCACUGCCUUCAUACCAUCCUGCGCCGUGUCAUGCUUCGAGUCCUUCCUCGAGGUCAACUUCAACAGAGACCUCUGCGGCUCGUCACCCUCAUUACAAUGUCUUUGUUCACACACCGGCUCGACGGGAUACACGAUAGGGGAGGGGGCGGUCCAAUGCAUAGUAGCUGAGAACUCUAUUAGAGCCUGUGAGGGCAUGAGUGCCGGAUCUGACACAGUGGCGAACGCAUACGCGAUGUGUAAUAAUCAACCCAAUGCAGCACCGGCGACACACGCCACAAUAAUAGCAACACUGAUCGUGCCCCCUACUGGGCCGGUCGUGGUGCCAAAUCCGUCGACGACGGCAACUGCGAGCUCAAACAAGAGCUCGACGACGAGCUAUAUGACGCCCUCCGUCACCAUGGACCCCACACUGCCAACGAGCUUUCUUCCUAGCUCUAGCUCAACCUUCACCACAAGGACGAGCUCGUCCUCGUCUUCAUCCUCAUCCGCGCCAGCGAGUGCUACAGCUGCACCCGAGACGAGCGCCACCACCGCUGCUGCGGCCCCAACAAAGUUGUCAACGGCACAAAUUGGGGGCAUAGCAGGUGGAAGCGUUGCAGCAGUCAUUCUUGCGGCAGUUGUGGCAUUUUUGUGUUUCAUGCGCAGACGUCGUGGAAAAGCAGUCACUGGCUUCUACCGGGUGAGAGACUCAUGGAGCCCACGGCGAAAGGACAGCCCGGAGAUCUCGGCGCCGCAGUAUCGUGAGCCGAAGUCGAUGUCUUUCACGAGGGCGCUGGCACAACGGGCUAACCGAGCCAGCGCUCGACCUGAUACCAUUGGCCUUGCGAUUUCUCCCGAGGGCACAGGAAUGCAGGGAGCGGUAAGGCAGCCUGGCGGAAGCAUGGUUGCUGCGAAUGUGCCACCUGCUGCGGCUCGCUUGGCCCAAAGGCGGUCACCUUCACCACCUCCUAUCCCGGCUCUGUCACCUCUUCGAACGCAGGGCAACUUUAAUUUCUUUUCCCCGCAGGGCCAGUCUGCAUACCAACAGCAGCAGCAACAGACAAGCGCAGCCAAACCAGCUCUGACUGUCGCCAUCCCGGCAGCAAAGCCCCAGCAGGCCAACCGCUCCAGUGUAAUGUCCAAUAACCGCAUGCCGUUCAGCGGUGGCCGUGAUAGCGUCGUCACCGAGUUUGCGGAAGACGGAGAGACCAGCGCUGGACUCGGCUCGGCGCAGAUAUGGCGCCCUCCAAACACCGACCCGCAGUCCGCGUCAACGUAUUAUGUCGCGGACAAAUGGGGCAACUGGGUCCUUGGAGGGGGUUCAGGCCCCGAUGAGCACGUCGUCGAGAUGCCAACACCCAUCUCCAAAACUGUCGCGGAGAGGGACGCCGAGCAAGACAGGGCCGUGCAGGAGAGCAACGCGGUCAAGGCGGCAGUCAAGGACCUGGCAUCCCCAACGGUGGGCGCACCUGCGGCGAUGCGAACCUCGAAACCAGCCGGUGCGCCAGGCAGGCCGACGAUCAGGCAUGUCGCCCCUGAGAGCGGACGACUGCCGAUUAAUACGAGAAGCUCGAGUGUGUACUCCAACUUCAGCAUGAACUUCAGCCUACCGCAGACCGUGCAGCCGGGGCCGAACAAUCCCCUGCCAAACUCUGCUGGAUCACGCAAGGAGCCGUCACCAACACCGGAGUCCUACUACGCGGGAGGUGGCGCCGGAGGUAAGCAGCAGGGGAGGGAUCUUACUUCGAGACCAAGGAGAAGAUCUAGCAGCGCCGGCGGUGCGACGAGAGACCGGACAAAUACGAUGAUGUCUCAGGACUCAGCGACGACAAUCGCAUCGUCGGUGGGCAGCGAGGUCGGGGUGGACUCCUUCCCGGCACCAUCUCGCCAGUCGGCAGCGCCGGAGCAGCAGGGUAGCCUGUCGCCCGUGGUCGAGUCGCCUGGGCGGUCACCGGUAUCCUACCCCAAGAUCCCGAGACCGCGCAGCAACGCACCGUUGAACAAGCCCGCAGACGCCAGGCCCGUGGCAAAGCCCAUACAACACCCUGGCCUCCGGGUCGUCAACUCAACUCCAAGCGACAGCCCGACCCUCGGCGUCGUCGACUCUCAGAAACCAGUGCAGGUCGGUGGCCCCCAGGCGCAGGCGGCGGCCCCCGCCCAGGCACGCGUCUCGUACUACAACCCGCCCAGGAGGAACCCGAAUCCGAACAGGAACCCGGGCCAGGUCCGCUCCGGGUCGCCCGAGACGCCUUCAGACCACGCUCCGCAGCAGCAGCAGCAGCAGAUGCCGCGGCCCCUGGCGGUCCCGAGCAACAAGCGCGACACUACGAAGUCGCCGCCCCUGCAGUCGUUCCAGCAGCACAUCAACAACCGCUCGCAGCUCCCCUCGCAGUCUCACUCCCGUUACGGGCCCAUGUCCGUGUACGACGCGUACUCGCGGCCUGAGUCGAACCUGCCAGUGCAACAGCAGCAGCAGCAGCAGCAACAGCAACAAGCGCUGCCUCGCCAGCAGCAGCUAUCGAAGCAGCAGCAGCAGCAGCAGUAUUACUACCAGCAACAACAACCACAACAAUACCAAUAUCAAAACGAGCCCGGCGGGCCCUACUCCUUCUCCCCAUCCCCAUCCCCAGCAUCCGCGUCCGAGUCCCCCUCGGUCUCGAACACAACGGUCAAAACGGACAGCCAGUCCAGCCUCCUGGCGGCGAAGCGGCUCGGGGCCGAGCGCGCGGCGGCGCUGCAGAUUGGCGGCGACUCGGCCGAGGCCCGACAGGCGCGGUGGAAGAGGCGGUCGUCGAGCGUCGGCAAGGCCGGCGCGGACCCAACCGCAGCGCCCAAGGGCGUCGUCUACCGCCAGGCCGGCAAGGCCUCCACCACCAGGGAGAGCGACGUUCCGCUGCCCGCCACGCCCGGGUGGAAGCCGCAGCUCACGCCUAAGAGGCGGGGAGAUGAUCUGUUCCUCAGCGUGCAGUGA